UACAUGUCUCGUCUAAUCGGUAUGUCUGUUGUGUCGGUUGCGGUGAACACGGCAGAGAACAAGUUGAGGGCGUCGCGCCAGUGAUCACGCCGAGUCGCACGCGCUCAGAUCGUCGGUCCCGAGUGGAUGUCUCUAAGCAAUAUAGCUACGUGAUUUUCGAAAACAAAAAUAGUUAAAUAGAUAACACGUAUACGUAUAAUAUGAUAUAUAAUAUAACAAGUAUCGAUAUUUAGUUGUGUUUUUUUUUGUUAUUUUUUUUUAAAUUUAAAUUUCUAAAUUUAUUUGUUUAAUUGUUAUUUUCGAUUACAAAAUUAUGGAGGAAAUAUUGUUUAAAUUUAACGUCAGUGAUUCGGUCUGUACUUAACGGAUAUCCUGACACCUGGAUUUCCAUUUUGGAUCAAAGUGGUCAAAUGACGUUAUCUUCAUGAAAGGGACAUCCGGACGACGACACCAAGCCCAAUGAGAUCACAAUGUUGCUGACAUUUCUACUGGCAGCCGCGCUGUGGAACUGCAAUUGCUGGUGGAAUGCCGCCAAUAUUUACACUUUCGCCGUGCAACCCGGAUAUUUGGACUUUGACAAUUUACCGGACACGAAUUUCUCAUGCGACGGCAAAGUCAUCGGAGGUUAUUACGCAGACGUGGAGACCGGCUGUCAGAUGUUUCAUGUUUGCACCAUUGGCCAAAAAGCGGAAAUCACCGAUAUCAAAUUCUUAUGUCUAAACGGGACGGUAUUCGAUCAGGAGACCAGGGUAUGCGAACGUUUGGACGAAGUAGAUUGCAGCAGGAGUGAAAGUUUCUUCGAUCUUAACUUGGAGCUGUACGGAAACAACGGAGCGGGCUAUGGGAUUGCACCGGAAGAACCGCCGGAACAGGAACCGGUGCAAUGUAACGUAGACGAAGAAGAGUGUUCCGGGACGCCCGACUACUUCGACGAGGAAAUGACCACGGUCGCGGGGCCAGUAGGCGCGCUGGCGGCCACCGUGGCGGUCACUGCCGCGACGACCACCACGACGACGACCACGAGCACCACGACGACGACGCCGCGGACAACCACGACAAGCGCGGCCACGAGCACCAAGCGUCCGUCACAGCCGAUAGCCAUGACGAGCACGCCGAAACCGACGCAGCAGCCGGCCGUCUCGUAUCCUACAAACUCACCGGAAACGAUAGCGGCCCUGAUAGCACUGCACAACGCGUUCCAGGAGAGCCUCAAGGAACGGGAACAAGGGCCCGGGCCCAAAGGGCAGCAGUCCCAUCACAGGUACCAUCCACCAUCGCCGCCGCCACCUCAACAACAGCAACCCAAACCAUUUACGGUAACCAACUUUCAACCACCCCGACACUUUCCGUCCAAGGCGCCGCAGCAGCAGCAGCAACAAUUGCUACAGCAACAGCAUCAGCAGCAUCAGCAGCAUCACCUACAACAUCAACAUCAACAUCAACAGCAGCAGCAGCCACCACCGCCACCGUACCGACAUCAGCAGCAGCAUCUGCAACAGUCCCAACAACAGCAGCAGCAACAGCAUCCGGUUCUGUUGUCGUCCGAGCGGUUCGGAAACCAAAACUUCCGGCACGGCUUCCAGUUACAAAACGGACCGCCACCGCCACCCGUGGACGAAUCGCCGCCUCCGUCGUCAUACCAACAGCAGCAGUACAACGGAGACGGUGCACAGUACGACGGUAACUACGACGAAACAGUCGCGGCCGUCGGAUUGGGUGACGAAGAGGACGUUGACGACGAAGAGUCUCGGAGGAACUUUGCUCGCGAAGCUCCCGAAUCUUCGGUCUCGGUUUCAGUGCAAGUCAGCUCGUCGUCGACUAAAAACAGUGCCAUCAACCAGCAGCAACAGCAACAGCAGCGGCCAACGCAGGUGGCUGUCGUGGCCGCUGCAGAGUCUGCGACGCCGUCCGUAACCACGACGACGACCACGAUGGCCACGGCUACGGCGGCCGAUCGCCCGUUCACGGACAAGCCGUCACUGCCGCAGCCUCCUCCUGGGGACGACACCGACCCGAACGGUGGAGAUCUAUACGAGGAUGAGUACGAAGAGUUAGAAGGCGACGAAGAGUUCUUCAAGGACGUGCCAAAACUGGGUCAAGACAGGAGACGGAGAUACGCAUUGGGCGGCGCCGGACGAGCGUAACGAUAUGAUUAUGAUAAUAAUAAUAUUAUCGUUAUCGUUUCCAACCGUACGACGCGGGAACGGCCGCCAAAGCCACCGCGAGACGAUCGAACGCAGUUCAAAAUGUUUUUGCUCAAUAGUUUUGCGUCUGUUGUUAUGAUCACGACUAUACUAUACGCGAAUACGGCCAUUUUUUUCUCUUCUCGUCGUCGUUCGUAUAAUAUUCUUUUACGCCGACGUUCCUGAAUCCUACUGCUUCUCCUCCUUAUCAUCUCUCUCUUUGCCACCCUCACUUCCUACUCCACCUCGUCCUACCCACGAAUAAGGAAAAUGUAAAAGUGAUUUAUUUUUUGUUUAUUUUUUUACUUACAUAUUUUAUGUAUUAUAUUAUUUAGACCGAUUUUUUUUACAAUUACGCUAAUGGCGAUUAUAAUAAUAUUAUUAUUAUUAUUAUUAUUAUUAUUAUUAUCAUCAAUUAUUAUUUUUGCAAUAAUUCUGUAAUGUAAAAGAAUAUGUCCCUUGCUAUUCCUUUAAACUGUCGUGUAUAAUCAGGGCUCGGGACUAUUAGCACUUGCGUGUGAGAUGUAGUACUGGUGUAUCAGUUUCAGAUGUGUACCAAUAUAAAAUUCUGCGAAAUCAUUUAAGCUUUCUAUGUUAUAUUAAUACUAUUUUUUUUUUGUCACGGUUACGUUUUGAAUGGAAUAUUUUUCUAGACACUAUGUCUCAUCGAACUGGUACCUAGUAUUAAUUAUUUAUCAUCAUUUUAAAUACCAAAAUGUUUAGAUUUUACAGAAAAAUUAAGUUUGAGGUGAAGCGUACUACGUAUUCAAAUGAUAUAUUUUAAAAUAUGCGCUCAAGUCCCGACCCAUGAUUAUAAUAUUACGAUAUCACACUGCUGACGUCUGUCGUGAGCGAUAUUGUUUUUUCUCUUUUUUUAUGCGAGAGGGGAGGAACGAUUUAAUUUUGUAUACCAUUGUAUAAAUUAAUAAUAUAAAUUAUAUUGUACGAAUGAAAAUAUACAUGUUUCUUUUACACCUAACGCAUAUACGGAUAUUAAAAUAAAAGAAUAUAUAAUAUUUAUAUAAAAUAUGUAAUAUUAUUCCGAGUUAACCAAGUAUAAUAUUUAGGAAUUUUACACACGUCGCGUCGUACGCAUAUAACAAUAUAGUAUUAUAUUGUAAUUUUUUUACGCUUGAAAGCAUAACAAUAUCAUAUAAUAUCGAUGAUUAUUAAUUUUGUGUUUUUCCUCACAUAUGAUGGGUAAUCUAGACUGAUAUAUGUUAUUAUUAUUGUAUACUCGGAUUAUUGUGUUUAGUUUUACGAAAAGCGUGUAAUAUACGAUAUUAAAAUUGCUUAAUCAUUUUUAGUAUAUAA
Molecule: messenger RNA, 3497 nt
Organism: Acyrthosiphon pisum (pea aphid)
Lineage: Eukaryota; Metazoa; Arthropoda; Insecta; Hemiptera; Aphididae
Product: basic-leucine zipper transcription factor A
Exons: 6
Coding region: 471-2144 (557 amino acids)
Cellular component (GO): extracellular region
Molecular function (GO): chitin binding
Source: RefSeq, a predicted model, not a curated record